UUGCUGUAGUUGGUAUUGUGUUUGUGAGGUGCCGUAGAGUCCACAUUUCCGGUUUUUACAUUGGGGUCGUCGUCUCCGCUGCUGACAUUUCUGAAGCCCUUACCGGGUUUGCUUCCGUGGUAUUGUGUCCUUCUUCUGUCUCUAAGGACGAUGCAGGGGGAGAGCCAAAGAUCCAAAUUUUCGCCCUUUUUUACGUUAAAAAUGGGAUUUUGAGGUUGGGAUUGGAAUUAUUGGAGUGAGUCAGGGUUGUUAGGGUGAUCGUAGGAGCAGCGGGGAAGAAGGGGAAGAGAAAGAAAGGCUUAGUUUCCUUCUCUUUCUUUCGACCCUUUAUCGGGAAAGAGGGAGGCGGCAUUCUUUUGCCGUAAAGCCAGUGCCGUUUUGCCUUCUCUGAUCUCUCCAUUUCCGCUGCUUUCCUUUAUUUCGUACAAAAAUUUUGAUUCUGGGAGGAGAAGGCGAAAGAUCUGAUCUCAGAGUGAAGAUUAUGAGAGCACAGCCAAGCAAGGAGGAUCGACUCUGGAGGGACACAAGCAGCGAGAAAAAGGAAGGAUCUUUGAUGAGCUUUGGGGGCUUAUCAGACGGCAGAUCGGGCGCUCUACCCUACGGCAAGGCUGCCAUGACUACCGGAGAGUUAUCUCCGCCGGAAUUCAUCUCCCAGAGGCUCCCUAAACCCUCUUUCGUGUCUCCUGGCCUCUCCCUUGGCCUGAGCGAUACGAGCCGGAUGGCGGCCGUCGGCGGUGGCAGUGACGUGGAUUCGGCCAAAAGGAACAAGGAGGACGAGAACGAUAGCCGAUCGGAGAGCGACAACUUGGAAGCGAUAUCCGGAGACGACACCGAUCAGGUGAAUCCUCGCAAGAAGAAGCGAUACCAUCGACAUACCCCGCUACAGAUCCAGGAACUCGAAGCCUUGUUCAAGGAGUGUCCUCACCCGGACGAGAAGCAAAGGCUGGAGCUCAGCAAGAGGCUUAACUUGGAGACCCGACAGGUCAAGUUCUGGUUCCAGAACAGACGCACCCAAAUGAAGACGCAAAUCGAGCGCCACGAGAAUUCGAUCCUCCGGCAAGAGAACGAUAAGCUGAGGGCGGAGAACAUGGCGAUCCGGGAAGCGGCGAGGAACCCGGUUUGCAACAGCUGCGGCGGCCCGGCGAUGCUGGCCGACAUCUCCAUGGAAGAACAGCAGCUUAGAAUCGAGAACGCCCGUCUCAAAGAAGAGCUCGACCGGGUUUGUGCUCUCGCCGGCAAGUUCCUUGGCAAGUCCAUCUCUUCCUUGUCGGAACCCAUCUCUCCGUCCAUGCGGAGCUCGGUCUUGGAGCUCGGAGUCGGGAACAACGGCUUCCUUGGGUUCGGCUCGGUGGCUCCUACCAUCUCCGCGGUGCCCGAUUUCCUGCCGGGGAUCGACAACCCACUGGGUAAGAACAUGGACGCACUGCUGGGGAGCGAGAGGAGCAUGCAUUUGGAGCUAGCACUGGUUGCGAUGGAGGAGCUCGUGAACAUGGCGCAGAUGGAGGAGCCGCUUUGGGUUCCGAGCUCGGAUGGCGGCACUGAAACACUGAACCAUGAGCAGUACCUCCGCACCUUUCGCCGGAUCUCGGGGACGGGGAUGCCGCCUGUGGGGUACGCUUCCGAGGCCUCAAGGCAGAAAGGGGUGGUGAUCAUCAACAGCCUCGCCCUUGUCGAGACCCUCAUGGACGCCCGUCGCUGGGCUGACAUGUUCCCAUGUAUCAUCGCAAAAGCCACGACGAUGGAAGUAAUUUCCGGUGGCGUGGGUGGAACCAGAGACGGCGCUCUUCAGCUUAUGCACGCGGAGUUGCAGGUUCUCUCCCCGUUGGUUGCAGUCCGGGAAGUGUACUUCCUCAGGUUCUGCAAGCAGCAUGCUGAAGGCGUUUGGGCUGUGGUUGACGUCUCCGUGGACAGCAUCAGAGCAAGCCUCUCUUCUGCGAGCUGCAGGAGGCUGCCUUCUGGCUGUGUGGUGCAAGACAUGCCCAGUGGUUACUCCAAGGUGACUUGGGUGGAACACGCGGAGUACGAGGAGGGCCAAGUGCAUCAGCUGUAUCGCCCGCUGCUCCGCUCCGGUCUGGCGUUCGGUGCCGGACGCUGGGUAGCCACCCUCCAGCGCCAGUGCGAGGGUCUCGCCAUCCUCAUGUCCUCCGCCAUCACCGCCCGCGACGAGACUGAGACGAUCACGGCGAGCGGGAGGAGGAGCAUGCUGAAGCUGGCGCAGCGGAUGACCAACGCCUUCUGCGCCGGGGUGUGCACGUCGUCCGCGCAGGAGUGGAGCAAGCUGGCGACGGAGAACGUGGGGGACGAGGUGCGGGUGAUGACGAGGAUGAGCGUGAACGAGCCGGGGGAGCCGGCGGGCGUGGUGCUGAGCGCGGCGACGUCGGUGUGGAUCCCCGAGUCCCCCAAACGGCUCUUCGACUUCCUUCGCGAAGCCAGCUUCCGCAGCAAGUGGGACAUCCUCUCCAACGGCGCGCCGAUGUACGAGAUGGCGCACAUCGCCAAAGGCCAGGACGCAGGCAACGCCGUCUCCCUCCUCCGCGCCAGCGCCGCGAGCUCCAACCAAACCAGCAUGCUGAUACUGCAGGAGACCUGCACCGACGCGUCCGGCGCCAUGGUGGUGUACGCGCCGGUGGACAUCCCAGCCAUGCACCUCGUCAUGAGCGGCGGCGACUCCGCCUACGUCGCCCUCCUCCCCUCCGGCUUCGCCAUCCUCCCCGACCGUUCCGUCGAGCCGCACCAGACCAGCGGCAGCCUCGGCUCGCUGCUGACCGUGGGGUUCCAGAUCCUGGUGAACAGCCAGCCGACGGCAAAGCUGACGAUGGAGUCGGUGGAGACCGUCAACGGCCUCAUCUCCUGCACCGUCCAGAAGAUCAAGGCUGCACUCCACUGCGACGACUGAAUCCCCCCCACCCCCGUGUACAACCCGUAAAGAGACGGAGAAAUAAACAGAGGCCGAGUCAAGAACGAACCGCGCGUGCGUGUGGCACAUCCUUUGCUAUGUGAUAGAAGAUGAAGUAAUCACACCCAGCAGGUUUGUCUUUUAACACCGAGCAACGGUGGUGGUUCGGGCAUUGACUCCGUCUCCAAAUCUGUGUCCAGUGAUCGACAGCCGCCUCCGCAUACAUUGUGGUGACAUACGUACUAUGUUAUUCAGUAGUGCUUUGGUAUAUAUGUUGUCGUCGUCAUCGAGCGACUCACGUAAA
Molecule: messenger RNA, 3200 nt
Organism: Musa acuminata AAA Group (dessert banana)
Lineage: Eukaryota; Viridiplantae; Streptophyta; Magnoliopsida; Zingiberales; Musaceae
Product: homeobox-leucine zipper protein ROC5-like
Exons: 10
Coding region: 482-2896 (804 amino acids)
Biological process (GO): regulation of DNA-templated transcription
Molecular function (GO): lipid binding; DNA binding; DNA-binding transcription factor activity, RNA polymerase II-specific
Source: RefSeq, a predicted model, not a curated record